AUGCCUUCUUCGCUGCCGGACAGCGUCCGAUGGCUGCUCGAACCCGUGAUAUUGCUACGCGCCUUCUACCUCGCCGCCGCCGCUCUUGUAACCUCUCAACCGCCCUCCCCAAUCCUCGCCAUCCAGCUCCUUCACCCCCUGAGAAACCGCUUUCUCGUCUACGGUUCACGUGAGGCCAUCUCCGCUUCCUCGUCCGGACCGCAAGCUGCUACCGAAAAGCGCUCGUCAACGGUAGAUCAGCUUCUAGACUCUCUGGCAAGUCUGCGCGUGCCCCACGGCUACUUUACGCACUUCUACCUCGUGUCAUGCCUCUCUACUGUCGCCUGGGGCUCCACCAUCGGCCUUUCCAACAUGUGCCAGGGCGUUCAACUUGCGUGGCUCCUCAUGAUGCUACAGGGCAUCCGCCGCUUGCUCGAGUCGUACGCCUACAUGUCGUCAAGCAAGAGCACCAUGUGGAUUGGGCACUGGGUCCUGGGAGUGCUCUUCUAUCUCACCGUCAAUGUAGCCAUCUGGAUCGAGGACGUACCUGACUCCGAGGGGAGUCAAAAGCCGUCCUUCAGGGUGAUGCUCGUCGCUCCCGCAAUCCUCAUAUCCCAGGCACUUCAGCAUUCGUACCACGCCUACCUCUACCGCCUUCGCACCUCCCAUUCCACCUACCAGUUGCCAUGCCACCCUUUGUUUCCUAGCCUCCUGUGUCCUCAUUACACAUGCGAGAUCCUCAUCUAUCUGCUCAUGGCGUUCCUUGCCGUGCCGACUCCAAAGCAGGUAAACUGGACGCUGCUAUGUGCCACGGCACUGGUGGCGGUGAAUCUGGGCGUUACGGCUAGCGGCACAAAGGUUUGGUACGAGCAGCGAUUCGGGGCGGACAAGGUACGCUCCAGGAGGCGAAUGAUCCCAUGGCUUUGGUGA
Messenger RNA from Westerdykella ornata, 909 nucleotides. RefSeq lists its product as uncharacterized. Gene Ontology annotation, cellular component: endoplasmic reticulum. Gene Ontology annotation, molecular function: 3-oxo-5-alpha-steroid 4-dehydrogenase activity. The record is from RefSeq and is a predicted model, not a curated record. The coding region runs from base 1 to 909 and encodes 302 amino acids. Gene Ontology annotation, biological process: dolichol-linked oligosaccharide biosynthetic process; polyprenol catabolic process. Lineage: Eukaryota; Fungi; Ascomycota; Dothideomycetes; Pleosporales; Sporormiaceae. The transcript has 2 exons.